This is a messenger RNA of Trypanosoma conorhini, 1536 nucleotides long. Its product is annotated as methyltransferase. Bases 1 to 1536 code for a protein of 511 amino acids. Lineage: Eukaryota; Euglenozoa; Kinetoplastea; Trypanosomatida; Trypanosomatidae. The transcript has a single exon. Gene Ontology annotation, molecular function: protein binding. The record is from RefSeq and is a predicted model, not a curated record.
AUGCGUCUGGGACGCCCGGCAGCAGCGCCCGCGUCGAGGCUGGCCCCCGCCCUGGCACUUUGCCGCCAGCGACGUUGCAGCUCUUCCACGUCGCCCGUGCAGCCGCAGCCGCAGACGCAGACGCCGCAGCGUGCGUUCCGCCGCACCAAACGGACAAACUACGCGGAUCGCGAGCAGGUGCUGUUCCCAGUCGCCUGCAGCCUCCCCGCCCGGGGUGAGGCACCGGAGGGGGCUCCCCCCCCGCUCCGCGCCGGCGCCGCAGCUGUAACGUCCACGCAUGCCACGCCGGCGUCGCUCACGCGCGGCGAUCGCAUGGAGCUGCGAAGGUCCGCGGUUGUGCUGAACGCCCUGGCGACACCCGUCGUGGGUCGGUUGGUCUACUACGGACUCACUGCCAUGGCAUACGUGGGGUACGGCAUCGGGAGGGUGUCCUUCUACACACGACAGAGCCUCGCACCUCCGCUGCCCUCGCCCGUGUCCUCGUCAACGUGGCCGGGGCUGGCGUCGUCCACCGCGUCGUCUGCGGCGGUGCAGCACCUCAUUGAGAUGGGGGCGUACGAGCAGGCGGCAACGGCAGCGGCGGCAGGAGGGGGCCUCCAGAGUGCCGCGUCCGGCGGCGUGGACGUCCCACUGUUCCGCGGCAUUCUGCACGGCACUGCGCUGGAAUGCCUUUACGUGGGACUCAGUCCCAUUCAUAGUCGUGGGCUCAUGACGACGCGCGACCUCCCGCGUGGCACCCGCAUCAUUACAGAGCCACGGCGUAGCUACAUGGACGCCGCAAACUUCGUUCCCCUUCUGGCAGACACGCAUGUGCGGCUCCCCGAUACCUGGCACUACACACACCCCUCUGGCACGCUGCUGGAGCUCGUCACACAGCCGCUGCCGCACCAUCUUAUCAACCACAGCUGCGAUCCGAACGUGUGCAGCGGCCUCUCCCGUGAGUUCUGGCCCGCGGCGGCGGCCUCCGCCAACGCCGAGCUGCUCGACCGUAUCCGAGGCUUCUCGCACUUUGAGGACCCUAAUAGUUUUUUCACCACCCGCGACGUGCCGGCUGGGAGUGAGUUGACGCUGAGUUACGCCCACCGCGUUGCCCCCCUCUUCUCCGGCGAGGACCCGCUGCAGAAGUUUUUCAUGCUGUGCCGCUGCGGCUCGCCCACAUGCCGCCACUUUGUGUACCGGCCCCCCGACGAUGUCAUGCGUCACCUCACACGCCGCCCUCGUCGGUGGCGUGGCGGCAGCAGUAGCAGAAAGGGGAGAAACCACGACGACGACGACGACGACGUCGCAUCGCUGCUGCGCUUGGGCUUCGACGACGAAACAGUCCUACUGUCGCUCCUGCCGUCGCGGGCGCGGCUGCUGGCGUACGUGCGAACACAUUUGGCGCCGUCGCGUCGCACCGUGGCGAAGGGCAGGCUGCUGGCGUCCUACCGGCACGUGUUUAAACUCCUCAACGAGGCCGCACCGCAGCGGCGCGGAGAGCGUGAGUGUGCGAGGCGGGGGAUGGACGGUACUUCUUGCGCGGAGAAGACCCCGUGA